AUGAAGAAGCCGGGAGCCGGCUCCAGCAAGAGCGGGCUUGGUUCCAUCGGCAAAAGUGGACUUGGUGGCGGAAAGAGCGGAGUCACUUCAGGCAAGGGCAGUGUAAUGGGCUCUUCUAGCAAAACUGGGAGUUCCACCGCCAAAAGUAUUAGUUCUACUACCAAAAGCUUCUCAAGUCCUAUAAGUAAGAACAGCGGUACAUCGAUAUCGAAAAGCGCUAGCCCUAAAACAUCGAAAUCAUUCGAUUUCUCACCAAGUAAAUCAAAGCCCCUCACUCCGUCAUCACCAAAAAGCUACCCGUCGUCAUCUUCGUAUGACGUAUACGGAACACCUAAGAGUGGAAAAUCGACAACCUUUGGCAUUAUAUGGAUUCCAACCGGCAAACGCAACAAAAAGAAGGACAUUGUGCUCAACUACAAUAAUGACGAUCGACGACGGGAGAGGUCGCCCUCUUUCUACAAACUCAUGUCUGGUGAUUCUCAUGACACAACUCACAAGAAGACCGAUGAUGACACAGGCUUAUUAAUUGGUCCGGAUCGCAAGUUACCCACGGCCACAUUAGCUGCUACAGAAACGGCGGUGGCAGCGAAUAUUACAGCUUCCAACGUAGAUGAGAAACAGCACCUAAUAAAACAAGACAAUGAUGAAACUAAAGAGGCAGCUGGUGACGCUAAGGACAAUGAAGACACUGAUGAUGAUAAAGACUAUUUAAGCAAUGAGGAACCCAUAAGACAUAAAUUGCCAGACACCUCUGAACCAGAUAGUGUUUACCUCCGGGCCCCACCUCCGCACAAAGCUCGAUCAACCACCUCUACACCUGAAGACGACAGCUGUGGUAUUAAGUGUCUGUAUUAUACUCUGCAAUGCUGUGAUUGUGUUCUUAUGUAAGCUGCCAUGCAUUUUAGAGGUAGGUAUGUUUCUUAAGGCCUGGAGCCAAUAGGAAUGCUGGUGUUUGCAAUUGUCAUUGAAUUUUUUAAUUAUUUUCAAGGAAAUGAGUAAUUUAUACAUAAAUAUAGCUCGAGCAAUCUAUGGCAUGAAUUGCAAAAUAUUGUAAUAUUAUGAUGAUAAUGCUUCAAGACCUGAUAAAAUAAUUCUAGAAAUUGUAAAUUAUCUCUUUGGUUAUAGUACCAUUUUGAUUUUUUGUUGAUAUCAAAGAUAAGCAUUCACUCACUCAAGACUGACAGUUUAUUAACUUGAAACUUUAAAAACAUGCUAUUGUGGUAUUAAUCUUUCAAAAUGUGAUAAGAACAGUGACUUUUUCUCACUAUAUUUAUCAAUUUAUCAUGGCGCCCUAUUGAUUCCCGGAGUAAACUAAUGUUGAUUUUGGAUAAUGGACAAUGAUUUGCAGACAAUGCAGACGGGUUCUCUAAGUAAAGUUUGGGAGAAUUUCAUCAUGCAAUUGGUUGUUUUCAAGAGUACCUAGUCAGUAGAUAGAACAUUUAUGUGCAGAUUUAUUUUUAUAUCAAAUACAAUAAACCACUGGCAGGAAUGUGAAUCUUGACAUAGUAUUGUAUGACAAAAGAUACCUACUAAUAAAUCAGUCUGCAGAAUGAUAUUAAGCGAAACAUUGUCCGCUAAAUGAUAAUCUGCAAAAAAAUUGUCACAGUAUUUUUAGAAGCCCAUUUAUGAGAUUCCAAACAUGCAGUUAGUUUGUAUGAGCAUUUAAACUUUUAUAAAAUGUAACUUUUCAAUACAAAUUGAAAGGAUAAGAAAGUUGAAAAAAACUUUUUACAAGUGAAGAAAUUUCGUGCUGAAAGUUUAUUCUUGUGAUUAAUUCUCCCAGGAGAUAUUUGCUUGCACAAUCUGUAAGGCUGCUUUAAGUUUUAGUUCAUAAAAUAAGCCAUUUAAGAAACAAUAUCCUAUACAUUUGUGAUAAUGACAAAUCAGAGAUCUAUUUUUAUAAAUUCAUGUUUUGACUUCUCAUGAGAUCUUUAUAUUAUACAUAAGUUUAAGUAAACAUAAGAUGGAAUUACCUAUGUGAACACCAUUGUAUGGUGCUACUUUUGGGUCCUUAUGAGUAAUGGUGUAUAUCUAUUACUAGAUUAGGUGCUUUCAGAAUCACUAGUUUACCAGACUGUAAACGCCCCUGUGAGCUUUAUAUCGUCUAUACAAUAAUUGUUAUGUUACUUUAAAUAUGGACCAUUUGAUACAGAAGACUCCUGAGGGCACAUUUACAUAAGGCUUACAAUAAGCAAAGCAAACUCGAACAAGAAGAAGGAAAAGGGAAGGGGAAGGGGGGAAGGGGGUCAGUUAUCUCUGCAGCUAUCAAUAGGUAGCAUCCAAAGUAUUAAAAUAGUUCGGUACACCAUAUAAUUUGUAUGGCGUUCCAGACUAUUUGAAUACUUUGGAAUUUUGGAUGCUACCUACUAGGUAUAUGACUCUGACUGUACACUGACAGUGGCUUACUAUAAGCAAUGAUUGUUUUAGAUGUGUAAUGUCCCUGGUUGGAACUAUCAAAUCAGAAGCGCGAAUUUGUCUUAGACUUAAACAAAAUUAAUACUAUACUUUCCAUUUCGCUGGCCCAAUAUUACAGGGUUCAGUGUUUCACUUUUAUCGAACUGAAAUUUGAACAUUAUCAUAGUGACAUUAAGUCAAAUUUCAACUACCUUAUGUAACAUAGAACCCUGUAAUAUUGGGCCAGCGAAUUGUCUUUGCUGUGAGCCAGAAACUAUGAGUCUAAUGUGAAUGUGCGUUAGAUUAGAAGUCUUCAUUUGUACAAAAAAGAAUGAAUUGUAGUUGAUAUAUGUUUUGAGUAUGUACACCCUUUUGUACUGCCAGUAAAUAAACUGUUUACCUGAUGAAGUGUAAAAGAUAUUUUAGUAUAAAUAAAUAAAAAUAUGCG
Molecule: messenger RNA, 2842 nt
Organism: Cydia fagiglandana
Lineage: Eukaryota; Metazoa; Arthropoda; Insecta; Lepidoptera; Tortricidae
Exons: 3
Coding region: 1-888 (295 amino acids)
Source: RefSeq, a predicted model, not a curated record